CCCCACCCCACAAACAACUGAUAGCUAUGGAAGACCCAAAAGCCGACCAUUCUCCGGCAGCUAACUGCUCAACUCCGGCGCCGGACACCGUCGAUGAUCCGCCACCUCAGGCUGCCGCCGAAAGUUGUGAAGAGAAGCCCGAUAAGGAAGAUCCAGACAGCUUACGUCAGCCCAAGAGAAGGAAAAACUGUCCCACGGCUUUAGAUAAAUUCGAUUCCGUAAAUUCAGCUACUAAUUUAGGGUUUUCAUUUUCCUUUGACUCGAAAUUCUCCGGUUGCUCAACUCCCGAAGUUACCCCCAAAUUCGGAUCCUUCAAUCGGGUCAAACCAAAAACCGUUUCUAGCAAAGAUCCGAAAUCCGAAGAAAGGGAGCUAAAAGAAGAUGACGAAGAUGAAGAUGAUGAAGAAAGAGAUGAUGUUAUUGAGAAGAAGAAUAAUUCUUUGGGUUUGUUGAGUUCAGUUGAUGGGAUUAAAACUGUUGAUUGAUACAGAUCGGAAUUACAGUGUGAGUUGAAGAGUUACCCUUUUGCACCGGAUCUGGCGGCGCCUCCCGUCGGAAAUUCCACGCCGGCGCCGGGAAUUGGGGGAGGUGAGGGGGGAGGGAGGUGGGUAAAUGAGGAGUGGGGUCAUCAAUUUUAGUACUAUUUGUAAACACUGAAAACAAGAGCUUUUUUGUUGUUGUAAUUUGUGUCAAUAAUAAUGAUAGGAGUAAUAAAAGCUGUUUCUUUAUGCUCUUUUUUCGUUUAA
Molecule: messenger RNA, 746 nt
Organism: Nicotiana tabacum (common tobacco)
Lineage: Eukaryota; Viridiplantae; Streptophyta; Magnoliopsida; Solanales; Solanaceae
Source: RefSeq, a predicted model, not a curated record